UGGAUGACAUCGAUCGCUAGAUGCACGCAACAACCUCGGUCCCCGCUCAGCGACCUCCAUACGUAGUUGUGAAUGCCAACCCUCCGCCAACCCACACGCAGUUUUUAUCUAAACUAGAUUCUCGUCCCAGCCAUGCGCCCACUUCUGCGUCCCGUCCCUUCCACCCUCCCCAAACUCCUCCGCCGCCUCUACUCCUCGCAGUCGACGCCCUUGAUCAACAUCACCGACGUCCCUGCGCCCUCGUCGGGCCGCAUCCGCAUCCUCUCGCUCGCCCGGCCCUCAGCCCGCAAUGCUAUCUCCAGACAGCUGCUCUGGGAGCUGCGCUCGCACAUCGAUGCUAUCGCCGCCGAGUAUGACGCCAACGGCGAGGAGGUGCCGCCCACGUUGAAAUUCGGUGGUGCGGCUGGCGUGGACGAGAGGGGGCCGACGAGGGCACUGAUCGUGGCGAGCGAGGUCGAUAGCUGUUUCUGUGCGGGAGCUGAUCUGAAGGAGCGUGCCACCUUUACUGCUGAGGAGACAGCGGCAUUCCUAACCAACCUGAGGAGCACAUUCAAGAACCUCUCCGCCCUCCCCAUCCCAACCAUCAGCGCCGUCAGCUCUCUCGCUCUUGGCGGCGGUCUCGAGCUUGCUCUCUGCACACAUAUGCGCGUCUUUGCAUCCACAGCCCAAGUCGGGCUGCCGGAAACGAGACUGGGGAUCAUCCCUGGUGCCGGGGGAACCUAUCGUCUCCCAGCGCUCAUUGGGCUUGCACAUGCGCGUGAUAUGAUCCUGACGGGGCGCCGGGUCAGUGCUGCAGAGGCCUACUUUCUCGGGAUCGCAGACAGACUGGUAGAAGUUUUGCCCGAGGAAGGCAAGGAGGGCGAGGAGGCUCAGGACGACUUGAUGAGGAGGGCGGGAGAUGAGGUGUUGAGAGAGGCGGUCAAGCUCGCCGCGGACAUCUGUGAAGGUGCGCCGGUGGCAGUCAGGAGUGCGUUAAAGGCAGUGGAGUGGGCGAGGGAGGAGAUCGAGAACAAGAUGUAUGAGAGGGUUGUGGGCACGGAGGAUAGGAACGAGGCCUUGAAUGCCUUUAGGGAAAAGAGGAGGCCAGAAUUUAAGGGGAGAUGAUUUGGUGCUGUGUAUCAUAUUACUCUUGUAUCAGUGUAGUGAAGGCUGGAAUACCCUUCCAUCACGAGGCUUCAAGUUAGGUCCGUGGAUCUGUGUAGAUCCCAAACCUUAAUAUCCAAGUUUUAUU
This is a messenger RNA of Amorphotheca resinae ATCC 22711, 1231 nucleotides long. RefSeq lists its product as hypothetical. The record is from RefSeq and is a predicted model, not a curated record. Gene Ontology annotation, molecular function: enoyl-CoA hydratase activity. The transcript has 3 exons. Gene Ontology annotation, cellular component: mitochondrion. The coding region runs from base 133 to 1104 and encodes 323 amino acids. NCBI's taxonomy places the organism in Eukaryota, Fungi, Ascomycota, Leotiomycetes, Helotiales, Amorphothecaceae. Gene Ontology annotation, biological process: fatty acid beta-oxidation.